UAAGCGACUCGGAAAAGUGAAAAAUCGAAACUCUUGUCCAGACGUCUCCUUGUUAAACCAGUCCGUGUCCACCAGGUUUACACUGAAAAGUCGGCUUAACAACCCGGGCCUUUUAGGACAAGAUACUGUGAAUAUGGCAGAAGGAAAUCCAAAGGAGCCUGGAAAUGUUGCCAAUGGAGAAGAUUCUGCAGAGGGUGCCAGUGAGAAUGGCGCUGCUUCAGGUGACCAGCAACAAUUCCGUGCUCAGAGCUUAGGUCUCCGCAUCCAAAAGAAAUGGGCGGGAAAACUUGCCAAGAAAGAUGUGGCUAAGAUCUUCAUUGAUGACCAGACGGGCCAUCUUUUAGAUGUGCUCUUCUCUAUUGCCAAGGAUUACAGUGGAAGCAAGGGACAGGCCGAAAAACUAGUGAAACACAUGAUCAAAAUGCCUAUUAAAAUAGGAAUUCUUUAUCGCCACAAUCAGUUCAAUUCUGAUGAGUUAUCCCAGGCAGAGAAUUUCCGAGAGAAAUUCCAUGUGGCCGCUCGGACUUUUGUGAAAAUGUAUGAAGGGAAGAUGACCUUUGAUGCACAAGUUUUGGCAAACAACCUACGUGAAUGUCGGGAUAUUCUCAAGCUUGUUAUCAACAACCACCUUACUCCCAAAUCCCACGACAGACUUGACCAUGUUGUCGCUUUCUUCGGGGAUCCAGAAUUCCUAACAGCUGUUUUCCUGAAAGAUGGGCCGUAUCGCCAGCGUUUAGGGGAGAUUGUCACAGAAUGCCACCAGUUGAUGGAUCAAGGGAUUUUGUAGGCUGAGAGUUUAACAGAAAAUAUGCCAUAAAUGACUGUUAACUUUCAAAUUACCUUGACUGCUUAUGUGAUUCCUACUGUAAGUCCACUUAGAGACUCUCAAUUCCGUGUUUUCCAUUGGAACCAUGCCAUAGUAUGGUAAUCAAUGACUUGAUCUUUUCAAUGUAGAAAAUUACCAGUCUUUCAUAGACAUAAUUUUGUAACCAUUAAAAAUUGUAUUUCUAUAUAGCAUAUGUGGUGCGCAUACUGUAUACCAUAGAAAUAUAGGGUAGCCUUUUUUUUUUGUUUUUUGUUUUUUGUUUUUUUUUUUUGUUUUUUUUGUUUUCCAACCACACGCUGGCAAAGGCAUGUUCUAAUUUUAAGAAUUUAUUACUCAAAAAUAGAGUGUCUGUAAAAUUAAUUUUCCCCAUUGAAAAGAUUGAGCCAUUGGCAUCAUGUAUAUUCUCCCUUAGUAACAUGGUUCUUCUCCAGCAAUUUUUGGAAGUUUUCAGAGUGUAUAUUUUGAUUCAUGUAGUUGUUCUUUUAAUUAGGUAAAGAAUGAAAAUUAAUUCUUACGGAUGGUACAUUGUAUGACUUCCAAGGUUGAUGAAGACUGGGAUAAAGAUGAAGCAGUGGAGCUAACAACAUCUGCUGAUACAUGGUGUAUGUACUAGGGUCUCAGCAAGUGUCCAGUAGUAGAAUUCAUUUUCAUUCUUUUUGAGAUUAUUUAUGGUAUACUAUUUACGUGUGAUAAUGUCCCAAAGUAAUAAUCUCUAUGUCUACAUAUCCUGCAGUGCUACUGAUCUUUCUCAAUUAAGACUUAAAAAAGGACAAAAUCUUUCCAAUAAAGAUUCCUGAUGUUGAUAUUUUCUGAAAAGUAAAGGAAAACGUGGUUAAAGUGCCAGUCAAAAAAAUUGCAAUAUUUAUUAAAUAGUAGUAAACAUUUAAUCCAGGUGCAGGGAGGGGUCAAGCAAUGAUUCUUGUGUAUGAGGAAAUAACCUUUUUAUUUCAAGGGAAAAAUAUCAUUUGAUAGAAAAAUCUGGAAUAGGAUUCCUUUAACCCACAAAGCUUUUCAUGAGAGUAAGUCUGAAAUCUUUAUUUUCUCACUUGAGAUAUGAAAAGAUAAAAUUUAACAAUGGGGGGAAACAUGUCAGGGAGAUUAAAAAAUUAUGAUGGGCCAACAUGAAUGAAUUUAGACAAUGACUAUCAGUACAUGUAUACGAUACCCACCAAUUUUCUAUGUAUUUGCUGUUACUAAGCAACAAAAUGUGGUUGUUUACCACAGAUCUGACCAUGAUCUCUUGUUUUUCCUUUGGUAGAGAUGCUUUUUGCUUUUAAUAUUGAUUUUUUGUUUUAUAUAUCUAUUCAUUUUUUUCUAAUGCAGUUAGACCUGUAUAUGAAGUCACUUGGCUCUCUGAUAUUCCAGCAAAUAUCGCUAGAACAUAUACCACCCCACAAUUUCCAUUUGAUCACUGAACUUGGGAUAGAAAUCUCUCAACCCUUUCACAAUAGUCACCAUUAAUAUUUUAGUAUUUAGACCAAAGUACUGUACACAUGUAAAAAAAAAAGUGAAUAUGCAAAAAAAAA
Messenger RNA from Lingula anatina, 2352 nucleotides. Its product is annotated as tumor necrosis factor alpha-induced protein 8-like protein. Gene Ontology annotation, biological process: regulation of apoptotic process. NCBI's taxonomy places the organism in Eukaryota, Metazoa, Brachiopoda, Lingulata, Lingulida, Lingulidae. The record is from RefSeq and is a predicted model, not a curated record. Gene Ontology annotation, cellular component: cytoplasm.